This is a messenger RNA of Trichomonas vaginalis G3, 801 nucleotides long. RefSeq names its product integrase core domain containing protein family. NCBI's taxonomy places the organism in Eukaryota, Parabasalia, Trichomonadida, Trichomonadidae. The record is from RefSeq and is a predicted model, not a curated record. Bases 1 to 801 code for a protein of 266 amino acids. The transcript has a single exon. Gene Ontology annotation, molecular function: nucleic acid binding. Gene Ontology annotation, biological process: DNA integration.
AUGAAAAAUAAAGGAACUCAUGAAGUGUUAAGAGUUUUACAAAAGUUUGUAGCAGAACAUAGCCCAAGUACUUUAACAUCAGACCAAGACAGUGCAUACCUCAGCAAUGAAAUCACAGAUUUUCUCAUUAAGCAUAACAUAACUCACUACACUACUGAAGACCAUAACCAUAACAUACUCGGCAUCAUAAACCGCUUCAUAAGGACUCUCAGAGAUUUAAACCAAGAGCGAGACUUUAUCGAAGAAACAAUGAAACAUUUUCUCGAAGUAUAUAAUUCCUCAACACAUUCUACAACAGGACAUACACCAAAUUCAAUGACACAACAACAAGAAGAAAAGUAUAUACAAAAGAAACGAAGUCAAACACAAAAUAUCAGAAAUUCAACACAAUUUACCCUCAUUCCUGGUACAAAAGUUCGUGUAGUCCUUGACGACAAACCGUUGACAAAGAAACGUUUAAGGUUAAGUAGAAACUAUUAUAUCGUAGACUCUACGCAAGGUAAUGGAUAUCUUAUAAAAGCUGCUGACGACUCUAUUGCGUUUUACCCUCGACAUAAAUUAGUCGAAAGUAGUAAUGGCAAACUUGCUGAAACCAUUGACGAAGCAAAGCGAGGAGUGGUUAUUGAAAUACUUGACUAUAACAUAAACGAUGACACUUAUAAAGUAAGAUAUGAAGGAGGUGUUGAAGAUGUUAUACCAUCUAAGAACUUGAGAGAGUCAAAGCCAACACAUCUGGGACCAUUAGAGCGGGAGUACUGGAAAGACAAAAAUAUGCCAGAAAGAAUAAGAAAAUUCUUCUAA